AUGACAGACACAGAAAUGAGAGAUGAUUUACAAAAUAUUCAACUAAACAAUGAUACGAUAGAUGAGGGUUUAUACUCCAGGCAAUUAUUCGUUCUGGGUGUAGACGCUAUGAAAGCGAUGAGUCAAUCUGAUGUACUCAUAGUUGGUAUGCGUGGAUUGGGUGUCGAAAUCGCUAAGAAUAUCUGCUUAGCCGGUGUCAAAUCUGUUACUAUCUAUGAUCCGGAGCCAGUUUCUAUGACCGAUCUCUCCUCUCAAUUCUACUUUGACGAUUCUGACGUCGGCAAGCCAAGGGAUCAGGUCGCACUCCCAAAGCUCGCUGAAUUAAACCAAUACGUACCUGUUAAACUUUUAGAAUCUCCAAAAACACCAGGAAAUCCGGAAUCUUGGAGUAGAGAUCUCGUUAAACCAUUUAAAGUAGUUGUUCUCACCGAGGCAUCUCUCAAUAAGCAGCUUGAGGUAAACGAUUAUUGCCAUGAGAAUGGCAUUGGAUUCAUUGCUGCCGACACGCGUGGUUUAUUUGGUAGUGUAUUUAACGACUUUGGCAGCGAGUUCAAAUGCAUUGAUCCAACAGGAGAACCUGCCAUAACCGGUAUGAUAGCAGAAAUUGAGAAGGAUAAAGAAGGAUUGGUUACCUGCCUCGACGAUACAAGACACGGUCUAGAGGAUGGCGACUACGUCACUUUCUCAGAAAUCAAGGGUAUGGAAGAACUCAACGGAUGUGAGCCUAGGAAGGUCUCCGUAAAGGGUCCAUACACUUUUACCAUUGGCGAUACUUCUUCCUUCUCCCAAUACACUUCAGGCGGUGUCUUCACCCAAGUAAAACAGCCAAAGAUCAUUCCUUUCAAAUCGCUCAGGGAAUCACAGAAACAACCGGAAGUCCUUCUUGAUUUGGCAAAGUUCGACCGCCCACCAACCCUUCACGCCGGUUUCCAAGCGCUAUCUGCAUUUAGAGAGCAGCGCGGGGAAUUUCCACGUCCACGCAAUGACGAAGAUGCGCAGGAAGUUGUCAAGCUCGCCAAAGCCACCACCACAGAGGAGCUUGAUGAAGGUGUUCUAAAGGAGCUGGCCUACCAAGCCCGUGGUGACCUUGCCCCAGUCAAUGCUGUCAUCGGUGGCUUCACUGCGCAGGAAGUUCUCAAGGGAUGCUCUGGAAAGUUCAGCCCGCUCUUUCAGCAUCUCUAUUUCGACUCCCUGGAGUCGCUCCCUGAUGUUCUCCCAACAGAAGCUGAUGUGCAACCGCUCAACAGCCGUUACGAUGCCCAAAUUGCAGUUUUCGGUAGAAGCUUCCAAGAGAAGAUUGCCAAUGCUCGUCAAUUCCUUGUCGGUUCAGGUGCGAUAGGUUGUGAAAUGCUUAAGAACUGGUCUAUGAUGGGUCUUGGUAGUGGUCCAGAGGGUAAAAUCCAUGUAACAGACUUGGACACGAUCGAGAAGAGCAAUUUGAACCGCCAGUUCCUUUUUAGAGCAAAGGACCUUGGUAAAUUCAAGGCGGAAGUCGCUGCAGAGGCUGUCGCGAACAUGAACAAGGACCUUCGCGGAAAGAUUCAGAGUUAUCAAGAGCGUGUCAGCCCAGAAACGGAAGAGUUAUACGGUGAGACGUUCUUCAAUUCUUUGACUGGUGUUACCAAUGCUCUUGAUAACGUCGCUGCUAGACAGUACGUCGACAGAAGAUGUGUCUUUUACAGAAAGCCGCUCCUCGAAAGUGGUACCCUUGGCACUAAGGCCAAUACCCAAGUCGUCUAUCCAGACCUCACAGAAUCGUAUUCAUCCUCACAAGACCCUCCUGAGAAGGAAAUCCCAUCAUGCACGGUCAAGAACUUCCCAAAUGCUAUUGAGCAUACGAUCCAAUGGGCAAGGGAGAAUUUCGAUGCCCUAUUUGUCAAGCCACCUACAAAUGUUAACAUGUACCUCUCCCAGCCAAACUAUUUGGAAACCAUCAAGACUAGUGGCCAACAAAGACCACAAUUGGAGGAAUUGCUCGACUCGCUCACCACAUCGCGUCCGAUCAGCUUCGACGAAUGCAUUAUCUGGGCUCGCUACAAGUUUGAGGAGAAUUACAACCAUUCUAUUCAACAGCUGCUUUACUCUCUUCCAAAAGACACUUUGACAUCUUCUGGUGCACCAUUUUGGUCAGGUCCUAAGCGUGCGCCGGAUGCAAUUAGCUUUGACAGUAACAACCCUCUUCACAUGGAGUACAUUGUUGCUGCUGCAAAUUUGCACGCUUUCAACUAUGGUCUCAAGGGUGACAUUGAUGGAGAUAGAUACAAGAAGGUCGCAGAGGAAGCUAUUGUACAAGAGUUCAAGCCAAAGAGUGGAGUCAAGGUACAAACUAAUGAGAAUGAACCAGCACCACAGGAGGAAUCUCACGAUGAUGACGCAUUAGUCGUUAAGAAUAUUACAAAGGAUCUUCCAGAGCCUUCUACCUUAGCUGGCUUCAGGUUGACCCCAGUUGAAUUCGAGAAAGACGACGAUAGCAACCACCACAUCGAUUUCAUCACCGCAGCAUCCAAUUUACGUGCGACUAACUAUGGUAUCACACCAGCAGAGCGCUUGAAGACUAAGCAGAUUGCCGGAAAGAUUAUUCCUGCAAUUGCCACCACUACGAGUGUUGCUGUUGGUUUGGUUUGCUUGGAAUUAUUCAAAAUCAUCGAUGAGAAGAAGGACAUUGAAAAGUAUAACAAUUCAUUUGUCAACCUCGCCCUUCCCUUCUUCGGCUUUUCAGACCCUAUCGCCCCACCAAAGCAAAAAUACGGUGACACUGAAUGGACACUCUGGGACCGUUUUGAUAUCACAGGCAACCCAACCCUUCAGGAGCUCAAGGAUUACUUCACAAACAACCAUAAGUUGGAUGUUGGCAUGGUUAGCCAAGGCACGAGCAUGCUUUACUCCUUCUUCCUCCCGCCAAAGAAGGCCCAAGAGCGCUUGGGUAUGCGCUUUUCUGAGUUGGUUGAGAGCGUCUCCAAAAAGCCCGUCCCUGCUUGGCAAAAGAGCCUUCUCGUCGAGGUCAUGGUUACCGACGAGAACGACGAGGAUGUCGACGUGCCAUUUGUUGUUGUGCACCUCUAAUGUGGUAGUGAAGUGACCAUCCCUUUGGAAUAUAUAAUGCAUGUUUUGUACU
Molecule: messenger RNA, 3115 nt
Organism: Wallemia mellicola CBS 633.66
Lineage: Eukaryota; Fungi; Basidiomycota; Wallemiomycetes; Wallemiales; Wallemiaceae
Product: ubiquitin-activating enzyme E1
Exons: 5
Coding region: 1-3063 (1020 amino acids)
Biological process (GO): ubiquitin-dependent protein catabolic process; DNA damage response; protein ubiquitination
Cellular component (GO): cytoplasm; nucleus
Molecular function (GO): ubiquitin activating enzyme activity
Source: RefSeq, a predicted model, not a curated record